This is a messenger RNA of Bombus pyrosoma, 701 nucleotides long. RefSeq names its product DNA polymerase epsilon subunit 4 (gene PolE4). The transcript is spliced from 3 exons. Gene Ontology annotation, molecular function: protein heterodimerization activity. Lineage: Eukaryota; Metazoa; Arthropoda; Insecta; Hymenoptera; Apidae. The coding region runs from base 16 to 447 and encodes 143 amino acids. The record is from RefSeq and is a predicted model, not a curated record. Gene Ontology annotation, cellular component: epsilon DNA polymerase complex; nucleus.
AUAUAAAAUAAAAUUAUGUCCUUAACUUAUUUUAGUGCACCUGAAAUAUUAGUUCAAAUUAACAUAAAUAUGGCAAAUUUUGAAGAGGAAGGAAGUGAUAAAGAAUUAAACGAAAGUAUUAUUAGUACAGGAGGAGAAAAUCUUCAGGAUUUUCAAGAAGAAGCUGAAAAUAAUGCUCGUAUCGACGAAGAGCAAAAGGAAAAAUUAGUAAAAUUACCAUUAGGUAGAAUAAAAACAAUUAUAAAGAUGGAUCCUGAAGUGAAUAUGGUUAACCAAGAAGCCGUUUUCUUAAUUACAAAAUCUACGGAACUUUUUAUUGAUUCUCUUACUAAAGAAUCAUACAAAUAUACAGCACGAAUGAAAAAAAAAACUUUACAAAAAAGAGAUGUAGAAAGUGCAAUUGAUAAUGUCGAUGCGCUUGUAUUUUUAGAAGGAAUGCUAAAUUAAAAUUUAAUGGAAGAGGAAAAUACGUAGUUUUUAUUUUUUAUGUAAUAUAGUAAUAGCAUUAUUUUUGUACGUUAUCAAUAAAAUUGCAUUAUUUUAUUGAACAGAAUUAUGUAUAUAGGUUCUAAUUUUCAUACUUAAUGCAAAUACUUAUAAAACAUAAGUGAAGAAUAAAUUUAUAAUGAUACAUUUUUUAUAACUUAUGACAAUUCAAUGUGUAAUUCUAUAAUAUAAAUAUAAAAGUAAUAUAAAAGUAA